AUGGAGAUGCGAGCUUUCCUGCACUCGAGGGAGAAGCAGCCGUUGCAUUUGCGGCGGAAGCAACAGGACCGCUACGCGGGCCUCCUUUUGCAGACCACGAUCGAGGCCCAGCUCCGAAAGGGCCUGGUCUUCGGCCAGGACGUGAAUGUCGCCAGGUGUGCGCCUGACGGCAGCCAAAUUAUGUUGAAUGGCCAGGGCCGGGCAGAUCCAAAGAAGAUCGCCCGGCAGGUCGCAGACGGGUGCUCCGUCCAGGUCGUUCACCCGCAGCGCUUUUCGACGCCGGUGGCUGAACUCCUCAAGCGGCUUGAGGCUCACUUUGGCUGUCUCUGGGGUGCCAACAGCUUCCGGACGCCGCCUGGGAGCAUGGGAUUCAAGGCACACCACGAUGAGGUCGAGGUCUUCAUGCUGCAGCUGGAGGGCGCCAAGCGCUGGCGCCUCCAUCGCUGUCCAAAGGGCCCACUGCCUCGAAGCUACUGCUGGGACUACAAAGAGGAGGAGCUGGGCCCUCCCUUCAUGGAGCUCGUCCUCGAAGCCGGGGACCUCCUUUACCUGCCCCGGGGCACAGUGCACAAGGGCAUCGCGAUGGAGGACCGGCCGUCCCACCACCUCACCAUCUCCACCUAUCAGAGGUUUUGCUGGGCCGAUCUUUUGGAGAAGGCUCUUCCGGCGGCCCUAGAGGCUGCAGCGGCCCAGGAGCCUCGCUAUCGCCGUGGUCUUCCACUCCGCUGCCUAGGGGAGCUUGGGAUGCAGUACCGACCCAAGCCUGGCGUGCCCGCAAAUGCAGAACGCCAGGCCUGCAUCACGGAGUUCCGUUCGCUGCUGGCGGGCCUUGCGGAUCAUGCGCCUGCGGCUGCGGAUGCCGCCGGAGACUUCCUGGCCGCGCAGUUCGUCGGCCGGCGCCUUCCGCCAGCUGCGACCCAGAAGGGCCCGGCACCGUCUGCGGGCGCGGCGGUGGAAGUGCGCUGGGCCGAGCCUACGGCGGUGCGUGUGGUGGUCGAGAGCUCGCCUGGUCGCGAGCCAGAGGUGCAGAUCUACCACGCCUUGGAAAAUUCGGCGGAGAAGCACAUGACACCUGGAGUUGAGCCGUCUCCUGCGUGCAUCGUGCUGGAAGGCCAGCAAUGGCUUCCGUCCCUCCAGGCAUUGAACACGGCUUCUUUGGGUGCCUGGAUUUCUGACUCCGCACUGGACCCGGAGCUUCUGCAAGGGCUUUGGGAGCACGGCCUGUUAGAGACGCGCCUGGCGGAGACUCUGGUCGCGCAGUCUCCGACUGCACCCAGAAAGCGCAAGGCCGCCGGCGCCGUCGUCGGUCGUCCGGGCCACCGUCUUUUCCUACUGCGCAGAGCGAAGCGGCAUCGUCAGAGCGACAGCUACAAGGGCCUCGAUGUGCCCAAGCUGCCGGAGGGCCUCGAUGCGCUCACCCUGCGCGAGGCAGAGGCAUUUCUGGCCAACUACAAGCUGGCGUCCGCAUGGCUGCGACGGGUGCAGCUUCGUGAGAAACUCCUGGCAGGCGGCGUCGUGAGGAUACCGAAGAUUCUGCCCGACAGCGUCGCGCAGCUGGCUCUGAGGACGCUGCAGGAGAUGCCCCAUGAGUCCUGGAAUCUCACACAGGCCAACCGCGACGCCUCGAGGAACAACGUGGCGCACCGCUUCGCCUCCCGACGCUUCGGCUCGGAGACCCUCACCCACCUCUUCCGUGUCCUUGGUGAACUUCUUCCAGGUGAGCUGAACUCCUUCUCUGCAGGACGGUAUCUGCAGGGAGAUCACAUCGAGAGGCACGACGACCGCCAGUACACCGAUGUGCGCAUGGAGGAUGGAUCCACGGUGCUUUGCUCCCGGACGGUCGCGGUCAUCUGGUAUCUGACGCCCGACUGGCGCAAGGUCUGA
Molecule: messenger RNA, 1884 nt
Organism: Symbiodinium sp. CCMP2592
Lineage: Eukaryota; Dinophyceae; Suessiales; Symbiodiniaceae
Source: the annotation of a GenBank genome assembly